GCAAGCUGCAUUAAAAGCUCCAGCAGGUGAGUGACCUACUCUAAACGAGCUCAGUGAAGAAAAGAAACAAGGGAAACAGCUUCAAUUGAGAAAAAGUCUUUCUCUAGGGAUUCAUCAGUGUCCAGGGCUAAAGAAGGCCUGAGUCUGCACUUGGCUGCUGGCUGCUGUCACUGCUAUACCCAAAGGACCAGAGGCAGACCAGAGGAUGCUCAUACUAGGAUUCAGUGAUACCUCUGGACAGGUCCAACAGGAGAAAGGACAUUGACCUUCUGGCAUCACAUGUGGGAUUGGAAGCACUCAAGCAGACUCUUACAGGAGCAGCUGGAGGAAAAAGGGCACAAGUUGCAAAGGUACCAGCUACAAAGAAGUGUCUGGGAUCUGGAAAAGGAACAGGUUAGAAAUGGAGACCCAGAGGUUUGGUGAUUUGUCCUUAGUCACACAAGUAGGAAGUGAGAGAGGCAAGAUUUGAACUCAGGGCCUCUGACUCCAAAUCCAGCACUCUCUCCAGUGUACCAUACUGCUUGUAGGUCAUACACCUAUGACCUGGAACCACAGGAAGCUCUGGAUUGAGAGGAAAGACUAAAUCUCAUUGGGAGAGUCUAUCCUGGAUGGCUCAGAAAGGGUCUGUAGGAGAAGGAGACUGAAGAAUCCAUGGCUCCCUACCAUAUCCGGAAAUAUCAGGACCAAGACAGGGAAGAAGUGAUGGACAUGUUCAUUAAGGGAACACUAGAUCACAUUUCUCCUGGCUUCUUCUAUGUACUGAAGCAGCCCAGAAGCUUCUUGCUCCUGCUAGGAGGCCCAGGGGCCCUGUUUCUUGCCUCUGGCUCCCUCCUCCUGUCUGUCCUGGCCUUCCCAGGCAUCCUGGCCUCCCUCUGGCUGGUUGUUAGAUAUCCCUUCAACUGGUAUGUGGAUAAUGCUUUACACACUGACCUGCAGGACAUCAGGAAAUCCUAUCUCAAUGACAGAAGAUCUUGUUUCUGGGUGGCAGAGUCAGAGGGUCAGGUGGUGGGCAUGGUGUGUGCCUGCCUGGUGCAAGGGGUUUCAGGAGGACAGAAGCACCUGGAGCUGCUACAUUUGUCAGUGAGACCAGAGCAGCGGGGGAAGGGCAUCGCCAAAUCACUGACCCAGACUCUGCUCCAGUUUGCAAAAGACCAAGGGUAUGAUGCUGUGGUCCUGAAUACCCUUUGCUAUAAUUACCCAGCUCAAAGAGUAUAUGAGCAGCUGGGCUUCUAGAAAGUACGUGUAGCCUUUGAUUCUCUAAAAUGGAGGUUGGUGGGUAUUCCUUUUUUCUACUAUGAAUAUCCAGUCCCUUCUUCACUCUGAAAGCUCCCCAAGCCAUCUUGGCCUUUAGCCCUUUAUAGAUUGGCCCACCUAUCAGUGCUCAGUAAAGGCUGUUAACUUAACCACCACCAUUGACUUUCUCCCCUUGUGGCAAAAGGCCUUCUCCCUAACAGAGCGGCUUAAGAUGGGUAAAAUCACAGGAUCUCAGCAUUGGAAAGACCUCACUGGCAUCCAGCUAACCUACCGCUAACCAGAAUCCCUACCACAAUGUACCUGACAAAUGGGCAUCCAGGCUCUGCUCAGACAACUUCAAUGAGGGAAAUGCUUAGAGGGCAGCCCCAUUCUACCUUGGAUGGUUCUAAUUGUUGGGAAGAUUUCAUUUAAUGCUGCCUAAUCUCCUUCUCUGUGGUUUACACACACACACACACACACACACACACACACACACACACACACACACACUUACUUCUUGUUCUUGCUGCUGGGACCAAGUGGAUUUCUCUUCUACAUGAAAAUAGCUUCCUUCAUAUCCUUGGUGAUGACUUCCUGGUACAAUCAAAUUCAAUAAAACUUUACUAUGUGCCUAC
Molecule: messenger RNA, 1868 nt
Organism: Phascolarctos cinereus (koala)
Lineage: Eukaryota; Metazoa; Chordata; Mammalia; Diprotodontia; Phascolarctidae
Product: N-acetyltransferase family 8 member 3
Molecular function (GO): N-acetyltransferase activity
Source: RefSeq, a predicted model, not a curated record